AAAAAUUACGUUCGAAGCGCCACCUGAUGUCAUCAUGUCGCACUUGAUAGGGGAAUAAUUUAUAUAGGAAUUCAGCCCAGAUUGUUUUAGUGCGGAAAAAAUUAUAAUUUAACUCACCGGUGAAAUAAUUAUCGCGUAAAGAAUUUGUGAAAAAUAUGACUCAUCGGAUGCGUUAGACGAAAUUUUAUUUUCUCCAUUAAAUCGAAUCAUACCUGAGAAAUAGCUUGACCUAACCUGAGCGAUACAGACCAAAUUUGUUGUCAUAAUCAGUGCACCGAUAAAAUUGAGUGAUAUUCACUUUAUAACAAAUUAUUUUUCCCUUUUUCCGCCAAUAUUGACAAUGAUGUCAGACGAAUCUGAUUAUGAUGUUGAAACAGAGGAGUUUGAUGUUUAUAAAAGAAAAUAUCAACUACUACUCGAGAGAUGUGAAAUCUUACAGCAGGACAACGAAAGGCUCGUUUACCGAAUUCAAAAAGUGAGGAAGCUUCUUAAGCGGACUCGGAAAGAAAAAAAGUAUAAUUGUUUAUUAAACAUCACCUGUAACGUACUAAAAUUGACUUUGCUUCCUUGGGUCACCCCGAAUUUGCUUAACUUGGAGGAUCAAUAUCAGCGAGCUUCAUUUUCCCCCAGAUUUUUGAUAGAUCGCUUGGAUCAACACGGAGACAGAUGGCGGGAAGCACCAAUGGGCGUUUUGGAAGAAAACAGUGUCUUCCAAGCAACACCUAAGCAGGAGAAGGGCUCAAAGUCUAAUGCAAAUCACCAGAAGGAAGAAAAGCCAAAGAAAGCAACCAAGCGUAAAGGAACAAAGGCUGACCCAAAUGCUCCAAAAAGACCUGCCAAUCCAUUCUUCCAGUUUUGCCAAGAACAACGGCCCAGAGUUAUGGAAAGGUUAGCCGGCGAACCUGAACCAAGCAAACAAGAACUUACUAGGCAAUUGGCAACCACGUGGAAAUCCCUCACUUCUGAAGAUAAAAAGGUGUAUUAUGACAUGUACGAGCGUUCCAAAGAGAAAUAUGUCGCUGAGAUGCAACUCUAUAACAAGAAGUCUGAAGAUGCACCACCCCAAAUGGCGUUGAAUAUAACUUGAAUCUUUCAUAUUGUACUCUUGAACAUUGACGCACGCCUAGAUAGUGUAAACAUCUACUCUUUGUCGAUAGGAAUUUAUUUUUCACCCUUUGUAUCAUAUUCCAACCACCCAACUGUACAGAUAAAAUAAUGUAUGUUUAGCAUUUUUAAUAUAAAAAGUUUACUGGA
This is a messenger RNA of Athalia rosae (coleseed sawfly), 1254 nucleotides long. Its product is annotated as non-histone protein 10. Bases 341 to 1087 code for a protein of 248 amino acids. Lineage: Eukaryota; Metazoa; Arthropoda; Insecta; Hymenoptera; Athaliidae. The record is from RefSeq and is a predicted model, not a curated record. The transcript is spliced from 3 exons. Gene Ontology annotation, molecular function: transcription cis-regulatory region binding.